AUGGUCUUUUGGGACGAGCGCUGCCACGAAAUCCAAGCCGAGAGGAACCUGAUCAAGCGCUUCCUCAAGGCCGACAAGUAUCUCGCUUGUUUAUCCAAGGAAGAUACAGCCAUCAUCGGAGCCGAAGUGACCCUGUAUACCUGCAAUAUUCUCGCGUCACUGAUUCUCGACGAGAAACGAAGAGGCGCUGGGCCAUCUGUGAUGAGUUUGUUUGCCAUGAUGUGGUCGAGGACACUCGAGAUUGGCCUUGUACAGCUAUCCCCACAGUGUCUCUCGCAGCUCGAGAGUUUCUCCAAGGCACUUCACAUACCACUUCCGACCACAGUGGCUGCGACUUCUUCAAGGAGCGGGCGCAAACUGCCUUUCCAAGAUAUUCUGGCAGCGUCGGCGACCGAGACUGAGCUUUCACUCCAACCUUUCGAAUUCCAGCUGAAACACUGCGGUCCCUACCUUGAGAGAAGUUUUGAUCCGUCUAUAGACCCUCGCGUUCCAAACUUUCGACCGGACGCAUGGCAGAGAAAGGUUUUAGAUGCCAUCGAUGCCGACAAAAGCCUCCUCGUCGUCGCGCCUACUUCGGCUGGAAAGACUUUCAUCUCGUUUUACGCAAUGAAAAAGGUCCUGCAAUCGAGCGACGACGGCAUUCUUGUGUACGUAGCACCUACCAAGGCUCUUGUCAACCAAAUCGCCGCGGAGAUCCAGGCGCGGUUCUCCAAGUCGUACACGAAUAAUGGCAGGUCGGUCUGGGCUAUCCAUACGAGGGAUUACCGCAUAAACAACCCAACCGGCUGUCAAAUCCUCGUCACCGUCCCGCACAUUCUGCAGAUCAUGCUCCUGGCGCCGUCCAACGCAGAGAGGGCCACGUCGUGGUCCCGAAGGGUGAGGAGGAUUAUCUUUGAUGAGGUGCACUGCAUCGGCCAGGCGGAUGACGGCGUGGUAUGGGAGCAGUUGCUGUUGCUUGCUCCGUGCCCCAUCAUUGCGUUGUCGGCAACUGUCGGCAACCCGUUGGAGUUCAAGGCUUGGCUGGAGGCAUCCGAAAAAGUCAAAGGCGUCGAGUUGGAGAUGAUUGUGCACUCCUUGCGCUAUUCGGACCUACGCAAGUUUACUUACAGUCCGCCUAACGAGAACUACAUCUUUAGGGGGCUUAUGGCCGCCGAGGGACUCCAGAUUCCGGGACUGGACGAAGGAGAUGGGGGGACCGUCGCCCUUCUCAUUUAUCCACCCCGUCGUGGGCCUUGUCAAUCGCAACCGCGGAACUCUUGA
Messenger RNA from Hirsutella rhossiliensis, 1260 nucleotides. Its product is annotated as DEAD/DEAH box helicase domain-containing protein. Gene Ontology annotation, molecular function: nucleic acid binding; ATP binding. Gene Ontology annotation, cellular component: cytoplasm. The coding region runs from base 1 to 1260 and encodes 419 amino acids. The record is from RefSeq and is a predicted model, not a curated record. The transcript is spliced from 3 exons. NCBI's taxonomy places the organism in Eukaryota, Fungi, Ascomycota, Sordariomycetes, Hypocreales, Ophiocordycipitaceae.